Messenger RNA from Procambarus clarkii (red swamp crayfish), 949 nucleotides. Lineage: Eukaryota; Metazoa; Arthropoda; Malacostraca; Decapoda; Cambaridae. The record is from RefSeq and is a predicted model, not a curated record.
CAGGCGGCCAAAGCAGCUGCGACAAUCAACCAGUUCGUGAACAAAACAACGCGAGGCAAGAUCCCAACUGUGGUGACAGAGAGCGACGUGGCCACGACACUGAUGGCGCUGGUCAACACCGUCCCCUUCAAAGGUUUCUGGUUGAGUCAAUUCAACCUAACCCAAACAACAAAGCAGAAGUUCUUCACCACCCCGAGCCAACACAGCCUUGUUGACAUGAUGACCCAACUUCGAAAAUUCAGAUUUGGAGUCUCGAGUGAGCUGGGAGCGACGGUGUUAGAGAUGCCGUACAAGGGGAAGGCGGCGUCCAUGUUGGUGUUGCUGCCUGACAGCACCCCCGGCGGCGCCCCUGGCAACUCCGCCACGCCCCUGGACGCCAUGCUGCGGCGCCUCUCCCACGAAACCCUCCGCCACGCCCUCACCAACCUGAAAGAGGAGAACGUACAUCUUUACUUCCCAAGGUUCAAACUGGAGCAGACAAUCAAUGAGGAACUUAAGGCGCCUGAGUGUGAACACGUCAUCCACAAGGCCGUGGUGGAGGUGAACGAGGAGGGCUCCGAGGCUGCUGCUGCCACACUCAUCAUCUUCAAAAGCGGCCCUAGAGUGUUCAGAUGUGACCGCCCCUUCGUCUUCUUCAUCAGGGACAACCACACUAACACCAUACUCUUCAUGGGCGUCUACAGGAAGCCCUAACACCAAACUCUUCACGGGCGUCUACAGGAAGCCCUAACACCAUACUCUUCAUGGGCGUCUACAGGAAGCCCUAACACCAUACUCUUCAUGGGCGUCAACAGGAAGCCCUAACACCAUACUCUUCAUGGGCGUCUACAGGAAGCCCUAACACCAUACUCUUCAUGGGCGUCUACAGGAAGCCCUAACACCAUACUCUUCAUGGGCGUCUACAGGAAGCCCUAACACCAUACUCUUCACGGGCGUCUACAGGAAGCCC